Messenger RNA from Colletotrichum lupini, 1551 nucleotides. RefSeq lists its product as uncharacterized. NCBI's taxonomy places the organism in Eukaryota, Fungi, Ascomycota, Sordariomycetes, Glomerellales, Glomerellaceae. The transcript is spliced from 7 exons. The record is from RefSeq and is a predicted model, not a curated record. Bases 1 to 1551 code for a protein of 516 amino acids.
AUGCUGCCAGGUUUCUCAAUUGAAGACAAACCGGAGCCUCUAUACAUUGAAUCCUCCGUGACAAUGGAAUGGGCCUCGGAAACUGGAAGCUUUAAAACAGCAGACCUUCAAAAUGUCUUUCGGUACGGACAGCAGAAAACGACGGUGGCCAGUUUUCUCAGAGAUCAACGUGUCAUCACAUCGAACACAACGCCAGAAGAUUGGCAAUCAUGGCUGAAGACGCACACCCCGUCAGUCCAUAAGGACUCUGGCCUUGUGCUCAUAAUAGCACAGAAGCCCGCCGAAGCCGCGAAGAGGUCUUUUGGAACAGAGCACCUCCAAGAUUCCAAUUUUUCGGACCUCAAUCAGGAAGCCAUCGGCAAAGAAGACAUUCAAUUCGGUUGUCUCGAGAACGAAGAUGAAAUUUCGUCUGGUCUUAGUGUUCCAGAUGACAGCCGCUACGCCGACCCAGAGAAGGUUAUGAAAGGCGGGAAAAGAGAGGUGCGCCAGCUACCCUUCUGUCAGAGCGCAUUUGAGGACAUAUGCAGACGUUUCUUCGUACAUUCUUCGAUCGCCCGAACUGUUAGCCGUGCGGAUGUCCCUCUCUUUUCCAGGUCUUACAUCGCCACGAAGCUUGGGGAUGUGACUUCGGUCAGCCAUCCCUCAGUAGUGUACCAAGUCAGGUCAUCUAACACGUGGGCAGACGACAUGGCCCUAACAGCAACGUAUUUCCCACAUACACAACUAACCUUCGCCAUAUUAUUCGGGUGUCCAGCGAAUAUUGAACGACACAUACUCGGUAGAUUGAGCCGAGUGAAGCAAUACUCUUCAUAUCCUCUUGUCCUCCCAGCUAUCUUUGCCGAGUUGGAGAGUGACCGCAUGAAGACAGUGGUGAAGGCGACAGUGAAGGCCAUCGAAGACGAAAUACUCAAAUCAGGUGUUGGGGGCUCGAGUGGACCCCGCGAGGUCGAAAUGAGAGAAUCUCGGAAAAACGCAUGGCUGAACACAAAUAACCUCCGAAACAGUUUAAGAAUUUGGAAGGAGCAACUCCGCAAGAUGGCGGAACAGGUUGCCGAGUUGUCAAGAAUUCAUCAAGGGGAGAUGAUCGAGGGUGUUUUCUGGCAGGAUAAAUGCGAGAACCAGCUGAGGAACGACGCAGCCAUGAAGUCAUCAAUGGAGAGGACUGGGGCAAUGAUCCAUGAUCAACUACAACUUCUCAUCGAAGAUCAUGAAGAUAAGAUCCAAGAUUGCACAGUGGGUAUUGAAGGAAUGACGAUUGCCACGCAGUGGGCGCAAGGCGAUACCAAUGUAGACAUUGCAACCGCAACUAGCCAGGAUUCCAAACAAAUGCGUUCUAUUGCCUUGCUCACGAUGGUCUUUCUCCCUGGAACGUUCUUCGCGUCCUUGUUCUCCAUGACCUUUUUCAACUGGUCCCCAGAAGAUGGAAAGACUUCCAUAGUGUCAAGCUAUAUCUGGAUCUACUUCCUGAUCACUGGCAUCUUCACUGCAUUCACCCUUUUCCUCUGGUGGUAUUUUCUUUCAUCACGAAAGAAGAGGUACACUAUAGACUGA